AUGACAACCACACUCCGGAGCGUUGGGCUGGUGGCGAUGACGGCGUGGGCCUCGGCUCAGGCGCUUGUCAUCGACGAAGCCACCUUUCAGAGGCACGACGGCAACAUGACAAGCAUUGCGUCCAGUCUCGAGACGCGGAACGAAGAGCUGCGCGCGGCUAGCUACCAAGCGCCCUGGCUUGUUGUCGGCAAAGUCGGCGGCUGCACCGCUACAUGGCUCGGCGACAAGGAGGGCUGGAGUUAUGUGCUCACUGCCGCCCACUGCGUCAAGUACAAAGGUGUCGCGACGGCGACGGCCGCGACCUUCACCGCGCCCGGAGGUCGCGUCAUCGCGUCAGGCCGAGGAAUCGCGCAUGUGCCGCCGCAACGGGUCAAAAUCCCCAAAGGCAUGGGCGGCGCGUCCACCGACGUCGCCAUUCUCAAGUUGCCGACUCACAGUGCCAUGGUCGACAAGAACGGCAAGCCGUUGGAACCGCCGGUGCUCAACGACCAACUAGACGAGCUGGGCAGAGACGUCAUCUUUGUGGGCUACGGGAGCUGGGGCGUCGGCCUGGACGGCAGCGGCGCGUACAAGCCGGCGCAGGGGGAGCGGCGGCUGUACGGGCGCAGUCGCAUCGACAGCAUCUUCGAGCUCGAGCACGGAAUCGCCGCGAGCUAUAAGCCCGUUGGGCCCUCGCCGUUCUGGGCGCGGUUGGCCCCGGGCGACAGCGGCUCGGCCUGGUGGCAGCUGCGCGACGACAAGGCGGUCAUCAUCGCGACAACCAACGGCGGCCGCUCGGUGGAAUCGACCGGGGCACGCAUAUCAAAGCAUAUUGGCUGGAUCAGGUCCGUCUACCCCGAGGCCAGGCUGUCGUCGGCCGAGAAGCCCCGGGGCUGCAUUGUGAGCCUGCGGACGAGCGCGAGAUAUUGCUUGUCCGCCGACCAGGAGGCCGAGUACUCGCUCCCUCCGUGGAUAUACGAGCACGACGUCUACGUCGACGCUGCGCCGGGCACCGCGGUGCAGCUGUCCGACUUUGACAAUCUCUCGUACCACCGCAUCGCGACGUUUGUUGGCACAGUCGACAACGGCAGGCUCAAGUCGGUCCGGGCGGCCAACGGCGUGUUGCUCGACUUCUCGAGGCCGCAUUCGAUGCGCGUCGUCAGCAACACCACCGCCGUGGGCUGCAUCACCAGCCUGCUGUCCGGUGCGAGAUAUUGUUUGCCUCCAGGCCAGCGGUCGGGCUACUCGCUGCCUGCCUGGAUAUACGCCCACGAUGUGCAGGUUCACGCCGCGCCCGGAACGGCAGUCAUGCUGUCAGAUGUUGAAAACCUCGCGUACCACCGGUUCGCAUCCUUUACCGGAUUCGUCCAGAACUGGGAACUAACCAAGGUGAGAGCCCGCAAUGGGAAACAUGUCGACUUCUCGCGGCCAAGGUCCAUGCGGGUCAUCCAGCAAUAA
Metarhizium album ARSEF 1941 is the source of this 1437-nucleotide messenger RNA. Its product is annotated as peptidase S1 and S6, chymotrypsin/Hap. The record is from RefSeq and is a predicted model, not a curated record. Gene Ontology annotation, biological process: proteolysis. NCBI's taxonomy places the organism in Eukaryota, Fungi, Ascomycota, Sordariomycetes, Hypocreales, Clavicipitaceae. Gene Ontology annotation, molecular function: serine-type endopeptidase activity. The transcript has a single exon. Bases 1 to 1437 code for a protein of 478 amino acids.